Molecule: messenger RNA, 7280 nt
Organism: Nothobranchius furzeri (turquoise killifish)
Lineage: Eukaryota; Metazoa; Chordata; Actinopteri; Cyprinodontiformes; Nothobranchiidae
Gene: marf1
Product: meiosis regulator and mRNA stability factor 1
Biological process (GO): regulation of gene expression
Cellular component (GO): cytoplasm; peroxisome
Molecular function (GO): CCR4-NOT complex binding; RNA nuclease activity; RNA binding
Source: RefSeq, a predicted model, not a curated record
ACCACGAGAGAGCAGCGUGAUGGGAGAAUGAGGAGAGGUCCCUGGUGUUGGUAUGAUGGACGGACUGGGAAAGCCGGGAUCCAUGUGCAGCUGUAGCCGGCCCAUGGCUCAUUCAGCCCCCCCAAAAACCUCCAAGCUGCUAUGGAAACUCAAAGACUGCUUUUCCUCAAACGGAACAACUCUUCAGACCAAUAACGACAACAGUCCCAUGGAGAACAAAAACCCUGUGUUGGAGUUGAAGGAUGUCCCUCCCCCUCCACACCACACGCCCCCCUCCCAGUUACCCAAGUCCUUAUCUUUUGCACCCCUCUCUUUUCCUCCCCCCUGCUUGCUGCCGCCUCCUCCUCCGCUUGUACAUGACUCCCACCAACAACAGCCCAAAUAUCAAGAAGGGGCUAGCCCCAAAGUAAGCAUUUGCACUCACUGUGACUGUUGCACCUCAGAUGGCUCGUUGGGUAGAAAAGUUGGUGGCGACUGCAGCAGCAUUGCUGGUACUGGUGUGCAUCAUUUGUCUCCCAGCUCUUGUGGAGCACCCAUUAGUAGCAGCAAUAGUAGCAGACUUGUGACCUGCUCUGUAGCCUCAUCAGUUCAUCAGUAUAAGCAGAGUUGUGGAGGGAAACCUGAAAUGUCUGAUUCCUUCCUGAGGUUGGGCUUUAAAUCUCAGCUGCCCUGUUCUGUGGCUACCUCUCAGCCUCUGUCGUUGCACCCUUACUUCCCCUGCUGCUCAGGGCCUCACAACUACUCAGCUGUACCUUUUUCAUGCACUCAGUCUAGCGCAUUUCCAUCUUCUGCACCCCUGGCUUCUUCCACUUCCUCUCUUGCUUCCUUGCGGGGGUCUUGCCUGGCCCCUUCUGGCUGUAACCCUUGUGGUGUGAACUCAUCCGCCAGAGCAUCCCACAGAGCCAUACUUGAUCACCCGUCUACCACAACCAUCACUACUUCCACCACCUCAGCACACUUCUGCUCUAACUCUUUGCACCUAAAUGUAGAGCGCACGGUUUGUGGGAAUGGGGCGCACUUCUGCUGCCAGGAGUGCUUUUUACAGCCCAAGAUCAGUCCGACCUCAGAGUCUGAGAAGGCGUGGCCCAAAGUUCCUGCUCCUCACGCCGCUUCUGUCCCUGUCCCCAUCUGUAAUGGCUGUGGGACGUCCUCUGAUGCCAUGGUGCUCAAGCCGUCCACCACCUUCGGAAAGACCACCCAGAAGUAUGGUUCUCCAGAAAACGGCGUUCCCGAGAACAUCCCUCCAGUGGGCGUCUUUUGGGACAUUGAGAACUGCAGCGUUCCGAGCGGACGCUCCGCUGAAGCUGUUGUCCAACGUAUCCGCAGCCGGUUCUUUCAGGGACACCGAGAGGCAGAAUUUAUUUGUGUUUGCGAUAUCAGUAAGGAGAGCAGAGUGGUCAUCCAAGAGCUCAACAACUGUCAGGUUACAGUUGCACACAUUAACGCCACAGCCAAGAACGCCGCGGACGACAAGCUUCGUCAGAGCCUGAGGCGCUUCGCUGAGACCCACGCGGCUCCCGCUACCGUCGUUCUGGUGUCCUCGGAUGUGAAUUUUGCCAGCGAGUUGAGUGAUCUGCGCCAUCGCCACGGCUUCCAAAUAGUUCUGGUUCACGGAAACCACGCGUCGUCAGCGUUGCUGCAGCACGCCCACCGCCAUGUGGCCUUCCAGGAGAUCACGGCAGAUCUGCCACAGCGUGUUCUCGUCAAAGCACAGCCCAGUUUCAACCUCCUCUAUGUGCACAACCUUCCCAUCAUCUGUGACAAGAGUCUGAGGAAUGCCGUGAAGCUCAGGCUCCGCCGCCUGUCAGACAACUGUGGCGGCAAGGUCCUUGGCAUGUCCCAGGGAACGGCGGUCCUCCGGUUUGGCAGUGCCGAGGCGGCUGCACGGGCCCGCAAGCGAAUGGAAAACGAGGAUGUCUUUGGCCACCGAAUCAGCCUCUCUUUCCACCCGAGGCCCAGAGAUGAAGCCGGUCCUGAGGCUGAGCUCCAGUCUCAACCUCCUCUCUUGCCUCAGCCCCCCAUCUUUCAAACCCAGGAUACGAUUUUUGCCCCUCCUCCUCUUCCUUCAUCCAUAUCCACGUUUUCUUUCCUACCUCUGGAGAAGCCCAGAUCACCAAGGAGGCCGAGGCGAGCGCCUGAGAGGGCCUACAGCCCUAGAAGGGGGUCCAGUGGACCGCCUGGUGGUGCUUCAGUCAAAUCCCAUCAGGAGCUGGUUAACAUGGAAGGUAAAUCCAGGAUGGGUCUGCAUCCUCUGGACAAAGGAGAUUCUUCCACGUCACCUCGCAAAAAUGAUGAGAAAGCAGCCCUGGAGCACCCGCCUGGCUUUAGAAGAGAAUCCGUGCUCAGGAGGAGAGAGGGCUCCGUCUCCCGGAGUCUGACCGAGUCUCCCGUAGACCAAAGAGAGAGAAACUCAGGGGAGUUCCAGAUUAGCACGCCCUCCGCCUUCAGCAAGCUGAACCUGCACCGGAGCUUCAGUCCUCUCGUCGUGUCUCCGGGGUCCUGGUCAUCCAGGAGUGGAUCCCCCUGUCUCUCCAGCCGCUCCUCUCCUCUGCUUGCUACCCCUCGUAGCUCUCGUCCCGAAGGUCCCCCUGAUCCCUUCUCAGAAGGUGCAGAGGUCCAGGUGGCCAACCUGGACUACAGAAUGUCUCGUAAAGAGCUGCAGCAAACGUUGCACGACACCUUCUGUCGAUACGGCCAGGUGAAAGCCGUUGAGUUGAGCCCCCACACGGACUACCAGCUGAAAGCCACCGUUCAGAUGUCGUUGCUACAGCAGGCCAUCGGCGCCGUCAGCGGUCUGCACCGCUAUAAGAUCGGAGGCAAACGCAUCCAGGUGUCUCUGGUCACCGGUGGCAGCAGCAAACCCCUCACCACACUCAGCUCAGAGAUGAUCUGCAUUCUUCAAGAUGCCCCUGCCAGCUGCCUCCCUCUGUUCAAACUCGCCGAGAUCUACGAGAAGAAAUACUCCCGUAAACUAGCGAUCGGGGAUCUGUACAGACUACCAGAUGUGAUCUCCGUGCGGGAGCAGGGCGGCUCCAGGCUUGUGUGCCUUCUCCCCAACAGCCAAAUUCGCCAGAGCCCUCUUGGAUCCUCUCAGUCCCAAGAAGGUUCCUCCUCAGCUAGCGGGAGUCCCGUUGUGUUCGAGGAGCUCGAGUAUCACGAGCCCGUCUGCAGACAACAUUAUGCACACCAGGACUUCAGCGAAGCUGACUUCGACCCCGACUCCUAUAAAGUCCCGUUUGUUGUGACAUCACUGAGCAGUUUGGCCUCAGCUGUCCACAGCCUGCUGGAGUCUCACGGGGGCACGCUGCCACUUCUCAGUUUUGUAGACUGCUACGCCGAAAAGUUCAGCCCUCUGCAGUUUGGCAGUGAGACACUAGAGGGCGGUGUUCCUCUGGAGCACUUGAUCACCUGUGUUCCCAGCGUCACCUUGGUAACAGCCCAGAACGGGUUCAAAGUUAUCAAGUGGACCCACAACAAGCCACCUGCACAGAACUCUGAGUCGUGGAUUCAACGCUGCAGGAGUCCGGUGGGCAAUCCGCAGCUCAUCCAGUUCAGCAGAGAAAUAAUCGACCUGCUGAAGAAUCAGCCGUCGUGCGUCAUGCCAAUCAGCAAGUUUAUACCUUCGUACCAUCAUCACUUUGCUAAGCAGUGCCGUGUGUCGGACUACGGCUUCUCCAAGCUGCUGGAGCUUCUGGAGGCGGUCCCGCAUGUUCUGCAGAUACUGGGUAUGGGUACGAAACGUCUGCUGACCCUCACCCAUCGAGCCCAAGUGAAACGCUUCACCCAGGAUCUGCUUAAGCUGCUCAAGUUUCAAGCCAGCAAACAAGUUGCAAUUAAAGACUUCACGCAGGCGUACCAUUGGUGCUUCUCCAGAGACUGGAGGGUAACGGAUUACGGCGUCUGUGAUUUGAUGGACCUGCUGACGGAGAUCCCCGACACCACCAUCACCAUCGCUCAGCAGGAAACCGACGCGGUCAUUUCCGUUCCUAAAAGGGAUCGUACUGUUGAGGAAAUGGAGCGAACCAAGCAGUUUGGGAAGGAGGUGGUGGACCUCCUCCGCCACCAGCCUCGCUUCCGGAUGUCGUUCAGCAAGUUCAUUCCCACCUACCAUCACCACUUGGGUCGCCAGUGCAAGCUCAGCUACUACGGGUUCACCAAGCUGCUGGAGCUGUUCGAGGCCAUCCCCGACAUCGUGACGGUGCUGGAGUGCAGCGAGGACAAAGUGCUGAUUCUGACAGAGGUGGAGCGCAUCAAGGCUCUGGCGGCCCAGCUGGUGAAGCUGCUGCGGACUCAGAACCACUUCAGCCUCCCCGUCAGCCAGCUGCUCACGGAGUACAGCAAGACCUUUGGUUACGGCCUCCGCCUUCAGGACUAUGAUGCCACCUCCCUGCCUGCUCUGCUGGCCAAACUUUGCCAUGUUGUCAAGGUGGUGGACGGCUCCGAGGGCCGAGAAGUGCAGCUGAUCAACAGGAAGUCUCUGCGGCUGCUGACCUCUCAGCUUUUAGCUCUGCUCAUGUCCCAGGAUGACGGUCAGGUGACCAGAGGGAUGAAGGUGGAGGAGCUGAGCCGCCUUUACCUGAGCGUUCACGGUACGCAGCUGAACCCGUGUGAGUACGGGUUCCUCUCUCUGAGCGAGCUGCUCAAGAGUCUCCCGUAUCUCGUGGAGUUAUACCAAGAGGGAAGCGGUGACGGUGAUGCCAGUGGUCCGGAGGAUGAAUGGGUGAGACUGGCGAGGCUUUACCAGUUUGCUCGUAACGUCCGUGCGCUGCUCCACACCUACCACUACAACCAGAUCUUCCUGACGGAGUUCCAGGGGGCUUAUAACAAGUUUACGGGCUGCAGCCUUGAGCCACGCUCCUACGGAUACUUCAGCGCUGAUGAGCUGCUCGGCGCUAUUCCACAGGUGGUCUGGAUCAAAGGGCACGGUCACAAGAGAAUUAUCGUUUUAAAGAACGAUAUGAAAGCAAAGACGAGUUCUUCAGUCCCCAGCAGCCCCCAGCCAGGGGAGAGUCCAAGAGACAGUCCUGUUAGCAGUGCAACAUCUGCAGCCGCCAGCCCCGGUGUUGAUGCAGCUGCAGAGCCUGAGCUGCUGUGUCUGACGUCACCGCUGGAUCUGCUGUGCGGUCCCGUACCAUCCUGCCUGCCGUCGCCUCAGCUCCACCCUGACCCCAUCGGUCCCCAGCAGGUGGACCUGAUCAACUUUGAGAAAACUCAACUGCUGACGGAGUGUGAAUCUGAAGAGGCAGCUGCAGACGACCCCUCUGAUCCACCUGAGCACCCCGGGGCCACGCCUCCCCCUGACUCGAGGAACUCCUUGUCCCUGAGCAGUCCUGGCAGGAGAGAUAGUCGCAGCAGAAUCAAGCUAGCUGCUAACUUCUCCUUCACAGUAGGCCUCUGAUCCCAUCCCACACACAAGCACAGUAACUCUGAAACCAGAGUUGAACUACUAGUCUGCGUGGAAACGGCUUCUCAGAGGGGUUUUCGUUUUCCCCUCACGAGCUCGUCAUGCUCUUCUAGGUUCAAAUGUCCUGAUGUUCGCCACGCUGUGAUCCACUUGUUGCAGAUUUACUGCAGUGCUUUGAUUUCUCACUUUUCACCUGCUGUAGACAGUUUGUCCCCAUGUCACGGUUUCCAGGAACGUGCAUCUUUAAAUCGGAGCCAUGGUCAUCAUGUUGAACUCGUCACGAAUGAAGCCGAGUUGUCUCUGCAUCGAGGUUUCAGUUUGUAAAACUGACAUAAAUGAUUUUUGUUGGUAAACCAUAAGAAACCCUUUAAACGACUUCCAUGCCGCGUGCUGAAGAACAGAAUCUCUCAUUUCAAACCUAAUUUUGAACAUUAGAGCUUUUUCAGGCUGAUUAAUUACAUAUGAAGAGAAAUCCAGCUGAUAAACGGCUGCCUGUUUAAUUCAGAUUUUUAAAGAAGUAGCUUGUCCUGCGUCGUCCCCGUCAGGAAGGGUAGGAGUUUAGUUCCUUCUAGAAUAUGCAGAGGGUCUCGUCCCACGUGGAAGAGCUUGCAGAAUGAUGAAAAACCAGCUAAGGAUCCGACUAUGACCACUCUUGGAUUCUUUUUUUUAAUCGUCAUACUUGAUUUAAGGAAACGCACUGACUUGUUUUAGGAGGCUUUAAUGAAGCCCUGGAGGAGGAAAAGGGCAUCGUGUGUUUAGCAGCAGUCGAUCUCAGCCAGCAGCUCGUUUUAGCCGUCUGCGUGGUUUACACGGGGGAGGGUGGUGUGCAUAACGGAGUUUAUGCAAGGUGUAACCCGGAGGAGCAGACCGAAGCCGACGGCGACGUCGUUUAAGAUCAGGCCGGCAUCACAGUUGGAAGCUGCCUGGGAGAUGCUGAAGGUUUGUCGAGUUAACCUUUCGCCGCUCGCGUUGGUGACAUCGGCAAUGGGAGGACGAGUUUGAGGACAGCGGCAUCUGCUGGUUUGUUUUGAUGGUUUUAAACGCACAGAUGUGAGUUUUAGGAGCGCGAGAUGGGACAGGAGGUGAUGAAUCUGAGGACGGAUCGAGUCCUGAAUGGACCGACGUCCUCACAGAGGUCCUCUGGCUCUCUGGAAUCUGCCGGGCUUUUACAAUGGCUUGUAUUUGCCUCGGCGCUGAAACAAGGUGCCAUCUUUCCUCCGCACCCUCUCACAGGAGGAGUAUUUUUAAACUUGUGGAUGUGUCGCGUUCUCAGCUUUUUUUCUUUUUUUUUUCCCCAUCUUAAGUGUUAAAUCAGCUGCUGGCUGUAAAGUUUCCAUCGCUCUCUCGCUCGUCGGCUGCUUCUGAAGUCUGGCGCUGCCGGCUGUGUCGAGGAAGGACGUUUAGAGAAUGGGUAGCAGCCCAUUAAACCAGUCUGAAGCUUCCACCUGCCAUCCCACAACGACGUGAGCUCUUCUGGCCCGUUUCUCCAACCCUCUCGUUAACGAGUCACCAGCUUAGAAUGAUUAUGUACAAUUGUUAAUGACAGAAAAUACUCCAGAUGAUGUCUAGAUUUGAAUUUACCAGCACAGAGAGCAGAUUUCUUUGAUUUCAGCCAAUCCUAACAAACCCUGUGUUCCAGUUCAUUUAUCCGAGUUUUCAUAUCGAUUGAAUCAGUGAGAAGUGGCUGUAUCUGUUCAAAUAUGCAGUUAUGCAUACAUUUUAGUUCAUGAAACACGUUCGACAAGUGCGUUUGUCGGUCCCGGACUGUCUGAUCACCCCUCACCCGUCUCACUGCCUUCCUGCACCAAAACAAGGUUGUAACAGUCGAAUGUUGCUCAAGCGGUGAAAACAUUGUUAAUAAAAAUCACAAGCAUCA